Molecule: messenger RNA, 5460 nt
Organism: Porites lobata
Lineage: Eukaryota; Metazoa; Cnidaria; Anthozoa; Scleractinia; Poritidae
Source: the annotation of a GenBank genome assembly
AUGAAAAUAUCUGGUUGUGUGGCGUUAGUGACAGGUGGAGCUUCAGGGAUAGGACGAGGACGUUGCGAAGUACUGCUGCAGCGCAACGCCAAGGUAUUUAUUUCGACUUUGGAUAGCCGCCAGCGCGUUAUGCAGCGUUAUGCGGGUCAGUAGUUCAUGUAUGACCCCAUGAAAUGUCCUGAGGCACCGGUGCCAUGUCGGGCCUCUAGGCACAGAAGUAACUGUAGUGAAGUGUAGUAAAUGUAGUAGUUGUAGUAGUUGUAGUAGCUGUAGUAUCUGUAGUAAGUGUAGUAUCUGUAGUAAGUGUAGUAAGUGUAGUAAGUGAAGUAAGUGUAGUAGAUGUAGUAGUUGUAGUAAGUGUAGUAGAUGUAGUAGUUGUAGUAAGUGUAGUAUCUGUAGUAGCUGUAGUAAGUGUAGUAUCUGUAGUAAGUGUAGUAUCUGUAGUAAGUGUAGUAUCUGUAGUAAGUGUAGUAAGUGUAGUAAGUGUAGUAAGUGUAGUAGUUGUAGUAAGUGUAGUAAGUGUAGUAAGUGUAGUAAGUGUAGUAGGUGUAGUAAGUGUAGUAGUUGUAGUAAGUGUAGUAGAUGUAGUAGUUGUAGUAAGUGUAGUAGCUGUAGUAAGUGUAGUAUCUGUAGUAAGUGUAGUAUCUGUAGUAAGUGUAGUAAGUGUAGUAGCUGUAGUAAGUGUAGUAGCUGUAGUAACUGUAGUAGCUGUAGUAGGUGUAGUAUCUGUAGUAAGUGUAGUAAGUGUAGUAGGUGUAGUAGCUGUAGUAGCUGUAGUAAGUGUAGUAUCUGUAGUAAGUGUAGUAGGUGUACUAGCUGUAGUAGCUGUAGCAGCUGUAGUAAGUGUAGUAGAUGUAGUAGCUGUACUAGCUGUAGUAAGUGUAGUAGCUGUAGUAAGUGUAGUAUCUGUAGUAAGUGUAGUAAGUGUAGUAUCUGUAGUAGGUGUAGUAGCUGUAGUACCCGUAGUAAGUGUAGUAUCUGUAGUAAGUGUAGUAUCUGUAGUAAGUGUAGUAAGUGUAGUAGCUGUAGUAAGGGUAGUAGGUGUAGUAGCUGUACUAGCUGUAGUAAGUGUAGUAGCUGUAGUAAGUGUAGUAUCUGUAGUAAGUGUAGUAAGUGUAGUAAGUGUAGUAGAUGUAGUAGCUGUAGUAAGUGUAGUAUCUGUAGUAAGUGUAGUAAGUGUAGUAUCUGUAGUAAGUGUAGUAGGUGUAGGUGUAGUAUCGAAAAUAAGUGUAGCUUGUUGGAGCUGUAAAUUGACCUUUGCAGGCCGUCGUAUUGUGGCUUAAAUGUGGCAAAAAUUCAGUGGUGACUGAUAGUGUUAAAGUGUAGUAUCUGUUAGUAGCUGUAGCUGUAGUAAGUGUAGUAUCUGUAGUAAGUGUAGUAAGUGUAGUAGGUGUAGUAGCUGUAGUAGCUGUAGUAAGUGUAGUAGCUGUAGUAAGUGUAGUAGCUGUAGUAAGUGUAGUAGCUGUAGUAGUUGUAGUAAGUGUAGUAGCUGUAGUAGGUGUAGUACCUGUAGUAGCUGUAGUAGCUGUGGUAGGUGUAGUAUCUGUAGUAAAUAAAUAACUAUUCGUUGUGUUUAAACACUAAAAGAUGGAAUCCGGAAUCCGGAAUCCGGAAUCCGGAAACGAAAUCAUGAAAAGGGAAACGGAAUACGGAAUCAAAUAUCAAUGAUAGAAAAUUAAAUUAUUCACAUUGCAUAACUUAGUACAAUCCAAAGAGAAUUUGUUUUAGUUUGUCUUUGCAGUUCCCUGAAAUAUAUUCUUGUUAAGGUGUGCUACACAUGUAGUGUAGUAAUUUUUAUUCACGAGUCUAUGGGUUGAAUACUACAGUUAAACACUCCCUUUUGGGUGGUAGUAUUUGGUCUCAGACCACAUUACGUGAUUGUCCCCAAAAAUACUCAACAUGUGACCGACCCAAGACGUCACCACUGAGUUACAGCGUUUUAGCAGUAAGUUCAACUUUUUCGCCAAGCUGAAUGCUGAUAGAAUAUUGGUGUUGUUGCAUUUGCGUUGAUGUCCGAAUUUCACUUUGAAGAGGCUUUUAAAACAUAAUGCAUUAAUUUGAUGUAAUCAGUUGCGGAAUCAAGCAAAUGCAUGCACAAUUCUCUCAGUCUUCUCUAUGGACUCCACAAUGCCAUGGAUCUCUUGAGCAAGUUGUUUUAGAUAAAUAAAAUUGAAGACAACUCAGAAAAGACACCCGGGAAAUACUUGACAAUGACGCCUUUAAUUUCAGUCAUAUAAACGACGUCUCUAUCAAUGUCGAUUUAAACAAAACCUGUCUUCAUAUAACCUUCCUCUUUUUAAAGGAACUCAGUAGUUGUCAGUGACAUCUUCUCAGCUAUAAUUUUUCUCCUCGCUUCGCUGUUCCCUGAGAAUGUGCGUUCAUUGCCGGAAGUGGUAUGAAGAGUCUUGUUACCGGAAUCUAAUCCUCUUAUAUAGCCUGAUACAGCAGUCUCCUCUGCCCAGGUAAUUUAUUGAUUUAUGUCUUUAUUUGAUCUGUUUAUUUAUUGUGUUGUCAUUGCCAAUAUUUUUUGUGAAAUAGAUCAUUUGGAACCCUCUUUCACAUAUUGUGUAUUCUGUUUCCAUUUCCGUGAUUCUGUUUCUGGAUUCCAGAUUAUGGAUUCCGGAUUCCGGAUUCCAGAUUCCAGAUUCCGGAUUCCAGGUUUUAGUGCCCCAGUGUUUAAAAGCUUAGACUUUCCGUCUUGUUGAAAUCUGACAUUGCAAGUUCUAGCUUCCACUCCUCCUCUCCUGGGGGGAACUGCUUGAAGUUUUGCACCAGCAUGGGUGGAUUGAAAAGCUUCUUCCCCCCAGUAAAUAGACGGCUCUUGGAAAAGGGCAAAGGGGUAGCAGUGUUCUCAAUUGAAGUAAACAGCUUAGGCCAGGGGCAUACAUGUACCCAGCCUUUUCUGGCACUUUGAGGUGGGUGGAGGAGGGGGGAGAGGCAGAAGGAGGGGUCUAACUUUUUUAAAGUCACAAUGUUACAAGUCAAUUUUUUCGAUGCUUGUUUAAAAUGAUGGUAAUUAAUUGAGUAAUUUUGAAAGUCAAUUGAAAUCAAUAGUUUGACUUCUUGAGAUCAUCCAUCUUGAUUGAUUUUUGCAAUCAUGUGAUUCAUUUUAUUGAUUCAUGUCAAAAACUUUAAAUUAUUUAAUUGGUUGAUGUGCUGUAAUAAAGUUUCCACUCUUUGGCUACCGUCAAACGGCAUCAGAAGUAUUUUUGACUUGCUGAUAAGUUUGACUGGACACUUCAUUCAUGCGGGACUGUUCAAUUAUUAUGGCUAGGAGACAAAGGCAGGGUUGUUUUGUAUGUCAGUUCCAAUGAAAAAUUCUUAAUUAUUAGUGAGUUUUAGAUCAUUUUAUUCAUGCCCCAGGUUUGAAAAUGGCUGUAAUGAAUAUGAUGUUAUUCAGGAUAACAUUAUAAACCUCGGUUGAUUCCCAAUUCCCUAUGUCUCCCAGCCCUAAUUUAUGAUAAUUAGGGAUGGGAGACAAAGGAAAUAUAGUAUCAACUUGGUUAAAAAAUUUUAACUUGAACUUAUUUUUGACCUGUAACAUAUAUAGUCAAACGAGUGAUGUACAUACUAUUAAAACUGUUUCCAGUUACAGCUAGCUCAAUUAUCAAAAUAUCCAUCUUUGAAUUAAAGAAAAAUCCAGAUUUGAAUUUUUAGUAUAAAAGAAACCCACCUCGCAUUUUUCUCUUAGGAUUCAAGGGCCUAAAAAAGAUAUCAAGUCUUUGUCGACCAUGAAUUAGGAAUAAGUUUCUCAUACACAUCAAGUGAAGUUUGCAUAAACAGAGAACUCAGGGAGGGGAGCCUGAAGGGGCAUACCCAGGGGUGUGUUAAAGGGGAUCCAGACCCUCCCUCCCCUGCCCCUUCUCUUAAUUUGUGUAAAUGCUGAGUUUUCAAAUCUCGAUGAAAAUCUUCCUGCAGCUGAACUAUAUAGUUUUAAAGACAUAUCAGAGGCUAUGUUCACCAGUUCUGGACAAUAUAAUUUCCUUGGACUGGUAUUGGAAAUUUUUGCAUUUAUCUGUUUUGUUUACACAGAACCAUCUUAACAGUAUGAGAUUUUAGAUACCUACCAUUCAAAGUUCCUUAUGGACAGGGAGCAAAUAAUUGAACAGUCCCAUGUGAACGAAGUGUACUCCCAUCAAACUUAUCAGCAAGUCAAAAUUCUUCUGAUGUCAUUUAAAAGUAGCCAAAGAGUGGACAUUUUAUUAGAGCAAAUCAUUAUCAACCAAUAAAAUUAUUACAGAUAACUGUACUGUGUAAUGUAAUAUGAUUGUAAUAGUCUUAUGUAAUAUAAGGUAUGUAACUGAAAAGGUAAUACUGUGGAAGGUUUAUGAAUGCGGGAGUUAUUUCAUAAGUAGCUGGAAUAUGGUUAUCUGGGUGACCAUAAUCCUGAAAAGGACUUGUGUUGACAUUGACUGAUGUUUCGACAACCUUUGCUGUAGUCGAUAUUCAGAGUGAUCAAAAUGAGUUGCACACGUCGGUUGAUAUUGACCUGAUUGGUUAAUAUCCAGACCUUUGAGCAAGUGAGGACGGUUUCAGUAUCAUGAAACAUCUAUUUAUAUAAUCAUCGCUACUUUCUCUUCCCCUUAUAUUGGAUGCUAGUUCAUUGCCUGGUUACCCCCUGUGGAAUCUGACAAAUGUGUACUGGAUGAGUUGCACCCACAGUAAGAUCCAGCAGUGCAUGUCUUACAGUGCAUGCAGCACGGAGGGAACAGAUUAGAUGAUCAAAGGUGAAUAGAACUGCUUCGUGACAGAAUUCAACAAAAAUAAUGAUAAUAAUAAUAAUAAUAAGUAAUAAUAAUAAUAAUAAUGAUGAUGAUGAUGAUAAUAAUUAUAAUAAGCUGAUAUAAAUAUGAAAGGCUGUCACUAAGAUUUCAAGUUGCUGGGUAUAUGCAAUUAGUAAGGUGGGGAACUCAACAGCCAGUGAGUUCUUGUGGUCUCGUUUUCUUUUGCUUCCUACGAAAAUAGCUGGGGGUCAUGCUCAUAGUAGCCGGGGGAAAUUCCCGGCCCCUGGACCUCGGUGACAGCCCUUAAUAUAAUGACUGUGCCAUGUAAUAAUAUAACCUUGCAUUCCACAGUGUGCAUACUGAACUUUAUUAUUUUUAUUAUUAUAAUUAUUAUUAUUAUUCAGCCCUGAAUAUAAUGACUGUACCAUGAAAUAAUAACGUUGCAUUCCACAGUGUGCAUACUGAACUUUAUUAUUUUUAUUAUUAUAAUUAUUAUUAUUAUUCAGCCCUGAAUAUAAUGACUGUACCAUGAAAUAAUAACGUUGCAUUCCACAGUGUGCAUACUGAACUUUAUUAUUAUUUUUGUUAUUAUUAUAGUUAUUAUUAUUCAGAGCUGCAGUGCUGCCUUUUCAAGAAUUGUUCUUUGUGGGGAAGACUUGACAUUGUUUGCAACAAUGCAGCUGUUCUUUAUGAGGGUGAUUGGAAUAAAACUCUAAAUACAAACUUGGUAAGUUUU